Molecule: messenger RNA, 1303 nt
Organism: Mercenaria mercenaria
Lineage: Eukaryota; Metazoa; Mollusca; Bivalvia; Venerida; Veneridae
Product: protein jagged-1-like
Exons: 7
Coding region: 52-1116 (354 amino acids)
Biological process (GO): establishment or maintenance of epithelial cell apical/basal polarity; heterophilic cell-cell adhesion
Cellular component (GO): protein-containing complex; plasma membrane
Molecular function (GO): calcium ion binding
Source: RefSeq, a predicted model, not a curated record
CAAUCUGGUUGGGAAUGUAGCAAAUGGACAUUGUAAAAUUGACAAUAUAAAAUGAAGGUUUUCUUCAUUUUCUUACUUUUGCAUGUCAAAAACUUACAGGCGCUACGUAACAACGUAGCCACCAAGAAUAUCACGCAAUGUGGAUCCAUGACAUGUUUGCAUUAUGCAAUGUGUACAGACGAUGGAAUGGCUUGCCAGUGCCACCGGGGAUAUAAAGGAGAUAGCUGUCAAGACGAUUUAAACGAAUGUGACAUGGGAGACCCUUGCUACCAUCGAGGAAAAUGUGAAAAUACAUUUGGAAAGUGGCGGUGCAACUGUUUGCAAGGCUGGAAAAAUGGUGGAGGCGAACACUGCGAGAUUAAAAUUAACCCGAAAUGGAAAUGCACACAGGGAUGGAUGGGGGACAAGUGCCAAGACCAAUGUCUCAAUGAUUCCAUGUGUGGACAGAACCAGUUAUGCAAAAAGCGAGGAAGAGGAUUGCGAUGUUUAUGUAAAAAUGGAUGGGAGGGGGAUAAGUGUACCGCCGACGUAGACGAAUGCAAGAAAACCCCAUGCAAAAGUUUUGAAACGUGCAUAAACACAAUUGGCUCUUUCGCAUGCACGUGUCCUGCCGGGUGGCAAGGUUCUAGCUGCGCUAAUGAUGUAAAUGAAUGUUCACGAAACCCAUGUAAUAAUUCUGGAACAUGCACAAAUACAGGCGGUUCCUACUUUUGUAACUGCACUGAUGGAUGGAAGGGUAUCAGUUGUGACGAAGAUGUGGAUGAAUGUGCUUAUCAGCCUUGCAAUGAUACCUUGGUUUGUCACAAUUCACAUGGUUCCUUUUCUUGUGAAGUACCACCUGCUCUCGAUAAAGUUGACUUGGGAGGACUGAACACUGGUGUUAUUCUUGUUGCCAGCCUGGGCGGACUAUUGCUUCUGGUGUUCGGUAUUUUCAUUCUGAUUAUGGUAAAAAAUAAAUGUAAAAAGAAUCGUGAAAAACGUAUAGGGAAAGCAGUUGUCCUACCAGAAAAGCAAGCAUUUCCUGCACGAGGUUUCGCUGCGCCUCAAACUAUACGUCAGGGAUUUGUGUACCAACAAGACAAGCAGACCGUGAAGCAACAAGGUCUUGAGUUUUGACUGUUGACUGUUGUGGGCUAGAUAAAGGUUUUCAUUCUACAGAAAAAAGAAGUGCUUUGACUAAAGAUAUAAAAGGGAUUUUAUGUUGCUUUUGUGUGUUUUGUGCUUACUGCGUUUUAGUAAGAAGCUACUUUUUCAAUAUGUUCAAAUGAGUGUUUGCUUAUGAGACAAAUAUUGAAGUUGUUAA